Colletotrichum higginsianum IMI 349063 is the source of this 225-nucleotide messenger RNA. RefSeq names its product Rxt2-like protein. Gene Ontology annotation, cellular component: cytosol; Rpd3L complex. Gene Ontology annotation, biological process: negative regulation of silent mating-type cassette heterochromatin formation; negative regulation of rDNA heterochromatin formation. NCBI's taxonomy places the organism in Eukaryota, Fungi, Ascomycota, Sordariomycetes, Glomerellales, Glomerellaceae. The record is from RefSeq and is a predicted model, not a curated record. The coding region runs from base 1 to 225 and encodes 74 amino acids. The transcript has 2 exons.
AUGUCCGAGAUGAUGGGCUCGAUGCCACGGACAUCGGACACGGUGGACGAGACAUUCGCGUACCCGUUCUUCCUGCCGCCGCCAAACGCUCGGCCAGACCGGAUUGUGGGUCUUCCGGAGGCCGAGGUCGAGGAUAUCCGGCGGCUGCUCGCGCUCUACGUGCAGGAGAAGGAGAAGGUCUGCCGUGGGACCACGAAACUACAUGAAGGAAUCUUGAUGUCUUAG